Pygocentrus nattereri (red-bellied piranha) is the source of this 1266-nucleotide messenger RNA. RefSeq names its product BCL2 associated agonist of cell death b (gene badb). The transcript has 4 exons. The coding region runs from base 285 to 761 and encodes 158 amino acids. Gene Ontology annotation, cellular component: mitochondrion. Gene Ontology annotation, biological process: apoptotic process. The record is from RefSeq and is a predicted model, not a curated record. Lineage: Eukaryota; Metazoa; Chordata; Actinopteri; Characiformes; Serrasalmidae.
CCUCUCACCACCACUGUGAACAGUUCUCACUCGUUACGGUUCUCUGGAUGGGCACAUUUCACAGCACACUCUGAAUGCCUUCGUUCACAUCAUAUUAAAUGUUUAAUUACGCCGUAUUCUGACACAUAGCACAUAGUUCUCCUUUAAAGGUCUUGACUGCUCAGACGCCGUGAUUGGUGAGAAGCCACAGAAACCCGAAGACACACAAAGUGUAACGUUAGUGUCGAAGGACGCGGAUCUGCGACUCGGCUCCGGACUGUCAGUCGUCCUAAGUCGGUUUCACAAUGGCUCAUAUGUUCACAUUAUCGGACGACUCAGACACAUCUGAAGAUCUAGGAGACGCAGACCAGCCAGAAGCCAGUAAGAGAGCUGAGCUGUCACAGUCUGGGCAGCACCCACUUGUUCCAGAGAGAUUCAGAGAGUCAAGGCAGAGGAAUCACUCUAUGAAUGAGGAUGCCCUUCAGGAAUCUGGGGCUGUGAGACAUGGAGAUGGAGCUGCAGAUGGAGACUCUUUCCGCCGUCGCUGUCGCUCGGCUCCCCCUGCUCUGUGGGCAGCAAAGAAAUAUGGCAGACAGCUGAGGAAGAUGAGUGACGAGUUCGACACCUUGCUGGACAAAGGGAUGAAGAGAGUGAGGAGUGCAGGUGCAGCCCGUCAGAUGCACGCUUCCCCCAGCUGGUUCACCUUCUUAUGGAGCCACAAAGAGUCAGACUCUGAGGCCAGCAGCAGUCUAACAGCUCCAGACACCCGUCCGGCAGAGUGAACGAACAAUGGAUUACAGGACUGAAGGAUGGUGUUGUUUUUGUAGUAGUAUAUGUACAGGAAAAGAGAUUGGUGUAAAAGGAGGAGGUAGUUUAUCGGGCAAGAUGGAGGCAGCUCAUCCGCUGUGGCGACCCCUAAAGGGAGCAGCUGAAAGAAGAAGUAGUAUAUACAGGAAAAGAGAAAAUGGACUGAGAGCCAGUGGACAGAUGUGAAGGACUGAUGUUCUGUCUUGACUGGCUAGUUUAAAACCUUCGCCUUAAGUAAAUGGAUAUUAGAACCCCUGACCAAUCAAACCAUUCAGAAGUUGUCUUCCUAUGACCAGCAUAUGCCGUGUCUGAGAGAAUGCAGACGAUGACCCUUCCAGGGUCUCUCUUCCUGUGGAAAAAUUAUGCAAACCACUUUGUACGAAUGAUCUGUUAGAAGCAUUAGACAAUGUCAUUCACUGCCAUUUUCAUGGCAGUAUUAUUAAGAAAUGUUUCAGAUAGCCUAAUAGAAUCAAAACACAU